This is a messenger RNA of Oryzias melastigma (Indian medaka), 3541 nucleotides long. RefSeq names its product sodium/potassium/calcium exchanger 3. The coding region runs from base 385 to 2136 and encodes 583 amino acids. Gene Ontology annotation, molecular function: calcium channel activity; calcium, potassium:sodium antiporter activity. Gene Ontology annotation, cellular component: membrane. The record is from RefSeq and is a predicted model, not a curated record. Gene Ontology annotation, biological process: intracellular calcium ion homeostasis; calcium ion transmembrane transport. The transcript is spliced from 17 exons. NCBI's taxonomy places the organism in Eukaryota, Metazoa, Chordata, Actinopteri, Beloniformes, Adrianichthyidae.
CCCCACCCAGCUGUGAGCACUCUGGAGAAAAACACCCCCUUCCGGUGGGGAGAUUCGGCCUGACAUCAGAUUUGGGUCAAAUGGAUGUGGAUGCGGACAGAUGCGAGCCGCGGUUCUGAUCAAGCUCCGACUCAUUCCACUCUGUCAUCCGCCGGGCGGGGAGGGAGGUUUGCGGAUGCGGGGCCGCUCUCUGGAUGCUGAGAUGACGGGCCGAUUCCGAUUCUGAUGGAGCCCGGAGCGGGACUUGCAGAGACACCACUCCCCGGUAAAGGAGCAACAGGCCAGUUUUGAUCCGGCGUGACAACAGGGGGGGAUCUACUGGUGGGCCGGAGGGUCGACAUGUUCUGAUCGGACAGCCGACAAGCGGCGGCGGCGGCCGGCGGGAUGAGGGCUCCCCGGAGACCGAGGCAGACGCUGCUGCUUCCCCGGCUCUGCAUCGGUGCGGUCGGUCUGCUGGCAGCUGUGUGGCUCUGUCGCUCCACAAACAAUACAGACUCUGGUGUGGGUCAACUCAUCUCUGUAUCAAAAAGAGAGCUGAUCCAGCACGAAGACAACCAGACUGACAGCAAAACCAGAUGUGCCAUCAGCGAGUUUCCAGAGGACAUCUUCAGUCUGGAUCAGAGGAGGGAGGGGGCAGUGCUGCUUCAUGUUCUCUGCGCCAUCUACAUGUUUUAUGCCCUCGCCAUAGUGUGUGACGUUUACUUUGUGCCAUCACUGGAAAAAGUCUCAGAGAACCUUCAGCUCAGUCAGGAUGUUGCCGGGGCAACCUUCAUGGCAGCCGGGAGCUCCGCCCCUGAGCUCUUCACCUCUUUGAUUGGGGUUUUUAUCACAAAAGGAGACGUUGGGGUGGGAACCAUUGUGGGCUCAGCUGUUUUCAACAUCCUGGUCAUCAUCGGGCUCUGCGGCAUCUUCUCUGGACAGCCCAUCGUUCUGAGCUGGUGGCCUCUGUUCCGGGACGCCGUCUUCUACAUUCUCUCCAUAGUGGUGCUCAUUCUGGUGAUUUACGACGAAAGAGUCUUGUGGUGGGAGACCAUCAUCCUGAUCUCCAUGUAUGGGAUCUAUAUAAUCAUCAUGAAGUUCAACAGAUCUCUGUGCUGCCUGGUGGAGAGACACUGCAGCGUGGACGGUCAGCCGUGCAUGAGCAGUCUGCGGCGGGCGACCGCCGUGGGCCACACGGGGGACGCCGAUAAUGACAUGGUGCCGCUGAAGCCAGGUGCUGGAGCUCGCGUUUACUCGUGUGUGGUGGCGGGUCAGGACUCAGUGGCUGGGAUGGCUGAUGAAGGGUCGAACAUGAAACCCCACAAGCUCACGCUGUCAGAGAGGCAGCGGCUGAUUCGUGCUCAGGCGGGCCCAGAGGAGGGAGCCGCUUCAGGGGAGGAGGGGACCAGCUGGGGGAGGGAGAACGGGACGGGGGCUGAGGGGGACGGUCAACAUCCGACGGAGGAGAGAGGGAAGGAGACGGAGGGCGGGAAGGCCGGACCGCAGAAGGAGGAAGAGGAUGAUGAGGGGGUCGUGCAUGAGGAGGAGGAGGAAGAUGAUCCUUUUAAACCCUUUGUCGUCCCAGACGGGUGGUGUUCCAGACUGAAGUGGCUGCUCUCCUGGCCCCUGAGCUUCCUGCUUCACUGCACAGUUCCCAACUGCAGCCAGCCUCCAUGGGAGCGCUGGUACCUGCUCACCUUCUUGUCCUCCACUCUGUGGAUCGCCCUCUUCUCCUACCUCAUGGUCUGGAUGGUGACCAUCAUCAGCUACACUCUUGGAAUCCCAGAGGUCAUCAUGGGAAUCACCUUUCUGGCCGCCGGCACCAGCGUUCCCGACUGCAUGGCUAGUCUGAUUGUUGCUCGCCAAGGGCUCGGUGACAUGGCCGUGUCCAACUCCAUCGGCAGUAACAUCUUCGACGUUCUGCUGGGCCUGGGCUUCCCCUGGGCGCUGAGGACUCUCAUAGUCAGCUAUGGAUCAGUGGUGACCAUCAACAGCAGAGGUCUGGUGUACUCUGUGAUUCUGUUAUUGGCCUCAGUUGCUCUUACUGUUCUGUGUGUCCACCUGAACCGCUGGAGGCUGGACCGCAGGCUGGGCCUCUGUCUCCUGCUGCUCUACACCAUCUUCCUGCUCUGCUCCGUCGGCUUUGAAAAGCUGUAGAGGGCGCUCUCCAACCCCACCUGUCAUGUCGGUCCAUUUCCACCACCACGAAGACGACCUCCGACCUCCAGGGGAUUCAGUUUGCAUUUCACGUGGCUGUACAUGUUUGAGCUUGUUGUGACACUGGAUGUCGGUGUUGUUUACCUUUACUAAAUGAGUAUUUUGCAUAAUUUUAUACUAAAGCACCUUCAACUGAGGUUUUAUGAAAUCAGAAAUAAUUAUUACUAAAUUUUGUGUCUAAAAAAAAAAUCAAAUUUUUGUGCUUAAACCAAGAACUCUAUCAAAAGAGCCUCUAAAGUGUGUUUGUUUACAUGUUGCUACUUUAUAACUGCCAAGCGUAACCUUGAAGAUGAAAAUAUUUAUAAAAAUAUAUGUUUAUAUUAUAGCUUAUCGCUUUGUGCAUCUAUUUAUUUGAAAAUGUCACAGCUGUUUAUGCAGCUUUUUUGUGUUUAGGUGAAAAUGCUGUUGCAUGGCCGAUCAGCACGCUGGUGUGUGUCCUGUCACAGUCUCACCUAGCUCUACACACACACUUUUCUGGAUGUAACAACAAUUGACAUUUUGGAAAUGAGCACGUUUUGACACUGGAUAAUAUUGGCUUAUAAUGGAAUUUAGCCAUUCACAAUAAAAAAAAUCAUACACAUAUUUUUCAGAAAAUGCUGGGGGUUGGCGUAGAUUAUUGAUUUUUAAUACAGAAGCCUGCUGGCCGGUGGAAAUUGGAACAUUUGGCCCAUGAAGUUGGACUUUUGAUUAAUUAUUCUUUUUUUUUUUUUUUUUUUUGGUGGACGUAGGCCCUACUUGGAAAAUAAUUUAACUCCAAAUUGAAAAUAAAAACAAGUUUUAAAGGUUCCCCUGGAGUUUUCAGUUGAAGAUGUUUUGUGUUUUAUCCAAACUAAGCUUUUGUCUUUGGCUUUAAAAGACUAAGAACAGAUGAUUCUUAAUAAAACGGUUUCUGCUUGAAUAAAUGAGGGCCUGCAGAUAUUUAACUUCAACUACAGAAUAAACUUCUCUUUAAAAUCUCCUAAAUAUCUACAUUUGUCUUCAGUUUCCUUGUCUGCAGUGUCGUCCUGCAGUAUUAUUUAAGUGAAAAAAAGAGGAAAGAGAGAAAUUUUAAUGUUGCAAACAUCCAUGUGUGACAUGGAUUGUUGAUUAAAGGUUUAUGAGUUUGAGGAAAAGCUUGUGGAUAAGUUUCCUUAGGUUUUUUUCAUGAAAACUAUUUUACAUAAUAAAAGUUUUUUGAGACACUGUGAAUAAGAAGCAGUUGGAUGUUCUGGAGUUUGAUUGGAAAGGAUAGAAAGUGAUAAUGUAAGUCAAAACUGUGUGUGCUUAUAAAUACAGAUACUCAUAUAAAUAUACUUUUGUAAUCUCUAGAAAUGUCAUGAAUAAAUGUCAUUUUGAAAACUAAAAA